AUGAAUAAGUUAAAAAUCAAUAAGUUAAAUCCUGACAAUAUAAUACUCAACAACGAGCACAGUGUCAACGAUAAAAACACCUGGUGCGCUCUGGUUCAAGUUUACCAAGAGUUCUCCAAGGAGUCGACCGUACAUGGAAUUAAAUACACGACUCAGGCCAAGACAACCGUUGAAAAAUUUUUGUGGUUGACCGUGGUAGUUAUUUCUUUGGUCGCCUCGAGCGAACUGGCCAAUAAAUUUUACAAACGCCACGAAUCGGCGAACAUGCGCACCACCGUCGUCUCCAAUCAGUUCCCGUCGCUGAGAAUUGCCAUUCCGGCCUUCACCAUCUGCCAAGGAUACCUGGUGUCGGCGGAACGCCUCGAAGCUCUGACGAACGGAAAAACGCCGUUAAAAAUUCCCGCCGACGCGCGAGCCGGAGACCUGGAGCGCGGCGUCGCACAUCUGCGCGAGAUCGUACAUCCCGAGGGCGAGCGGCGCGCGAUCCCGGAACUGGAGAGGCUGCAGCGGAUCCUCGACGCCAACGGCAUGAGCCUGGCCGGGCUGCUCGAGGCCGUGUCACCGAGGUGCGGCGAUCUGCUGGCCGGCUGCGUCUACGAGGGCCGCCUCCAGGCCUGCGAGAAUCUCUUCGUGCCGACCGUGACGAGCCAUGGCAUCUGCUGCUCCUUCAACAACGCGGCUCAGAAGAGAUCGAGUCUCUCGCAAAGGUAUAUACCGGCGAGUGGCAAAGAUCGGUACAGCAUCAAUUUCGGCUCGCAGUACAUAAUGUCGGUACUGCUCAAGAGCAGCAAAGCCGAGGAUCGGCUCGCCUCGUUCGCCUACAAUACCGGCUACAAAAUUUUGAUCCACGAGAGGCACACCCUGCCGGGACCGAACUCGCUGGACUUGGUAGUGGCGGCGGGCUACGAGACCAUCGUGAGCCUGCACGGCACUCUGCUGACCAGCAGUCCGGAGGUGCUCGAUUUGCCGGCGCACCAGCGAGAGUGCAGAAAAUCGCAGCAGUCGAGCUCGAUCUACCGAUCGGAGAAUUGCUACAUGCGCUGCAGAGACCGGGCGAUUCGUCGGAGCUGCGGCUGCGUGCCUUUCUACGCCAACGACGCGGAAUCGGUCCAAGACUCGUGCAACUUGACCCACGUCCCCUGCUUGGCUCGCAUCGUAUCCAACGUCUACUCGAUGCCCCUGAGAAAUCCCGGCUGCGACUGCUUGCCCGACUGCGAAAGCACCAGGUACACGGCGUCCAUAACCGGUCAGCCGCUCGAGGCGGCCAAAUUCAAGCCUGGCAGAUUUUUCGAACUGGCGCAGAAAAUUCCCAACUCGACUGCUCUUCACGUGACUUUCGCCGAUCAGACGGCGACUCUGGAGCGACGAGAGUUGGUUUUGUCUUGGAUUAAUCUUGUCUCAUCUCUGGGUGGCGUUUUCAGCUUAUUUUUGGGAUGCAGUUUCAUUUCGGUGAUUGAAUUUUUUUAUUUCUUUUUCUACCAACUAAUUUUAAAAUUGAAGUUUAAAAAUACACGUAACGAUAUUCAGAAAUAAAAAAUAAUAUUUACUGUGAUAUAAGACUUUGUAAAAACCACA
Messenger RNA from Trichogramma pretiosum, 1575 nucleotides. Its product is annotated as sodium channel protein Nach-like. Gene Ontology annotation, cellular component: membrane. Bases 1 to 1533 code for a protein of 510 amino acids. The record is from RefSeq and is a predicted model, not a curated record. NCBI's taxonomy places the organism in Eukaryota, Metazoa, Arthropoda, Insecta, Hymenoptera, Trichogrammatidae. Gene Ontology annotation, molecular function: ligand-gated sodium channel activity. The transcript is spliced from 7 exons. Gene Ontology annotation, biological process: sodium ion transmembrane transport.